ACGGCUACCAUCAAAACAGCUGAUCCAAAAUACUCCAUGCCUCGAUGGUGCCCAGCGGGAUUGACACGAUCCCAAAAGAGAAAAUUACAGCGCCUAAGAGCAAAGGAGAGCCAGGAGAAGGAGGCGGAAAAGACAUUUAAUGACACACAUCCAUUAUACCCGCCACCGCAAAAGAAAUGGAGACCGAAGGCCGUUGAGAAAAAACAAACGGCCACAGAAAUAGAAAGUCAAUCUGCACCAAACGCGGACCGUCCGGCCCCUACGCGCGGACCGUCCGCCGUUCACCAGGAAGUCUCUGGACAACCUGCACCAGGCGCGGACCGUCCGGCCACCGCACGCGGACCGUCCGCCGUUCACCAGGAAGCCUCAACCGACACGACAACAUCAAUGGAAGAGGACGACCUGCUGGGAGAAGACCUGGUCGACUACGAGGCUUCUCCAGAACACCCAGGUAUGGAUGUAAAUAUUAUUACAUUUUCUGCCGAUUGUACUAUUAUCGGCGACGAUGAACCUGUUGUUUCCCAGUUUGAUUUUGGUCCUAAAGAAGCCGCCUUUACUAAACUAAAAGAAUCGGUAAAUCAUUUAAAGCCGCUCUUCGUGCGCGGCCACAUUGAUGGGAUACCGAUUGCUAAGAUGUUGGUAGAUGGAGGGGCGGCUGUAAAUCUAAUGCCUUAUUCAUUAUACAGAAAAUUAGGUAAACAAGAUGACGAACUUGUCAAGACCAACAUGACCCUCAGCGGUGUUGGGACUGAUAGUUCGAUCAAAGCCAGGGGAGUCACGUCCGUUGAAUUAACCAUCGGGACUAAGACCCUUGCUGCUGCAUUCUUCGUCGCUGAUGUAGAAGGAAAUUACAGUUUAAUCCUAGGCAGAGAUUGGAUUCACGCCAAUCAAUGUAUACCUUCUACAUUACAUCAAAUGCUGAUACAAUGGGUAGGCGAUGACAUAGAACAAGUACAUGCUGAUGUAUCGGCCUGCAUCGCUGUGGCCGAUGCCCCUGUACUCUGGACUUAUGAGACUGCUACAUGUCUCACAGGAGUAGACUUUUCUGAUUAUCAAUUCAUAAGUAUAGAUAAGAAAGGUUUCAUUCCUGUAAUGCUAGAGCCGAUGGAGAAUCGGCUAAAUCCUAAAUAAAGUUAAAUGAUGAAUACACACAAAGUUCAUGAGUCUUUGGUCACGGACAGUUCGGCCGCCAAGGCCGGAUGGUCUGGUCUUUCACAAAAGAGUUCGGACUUUAAGACCGAACAUCUACCACAGCGAAAAGACAGUAUUACGGAUGAUCCGGUCCACGAGACCGGAAAGUCCGCAAUCACACAAAGAUCAUCUGAUUCCUCUGUGGGGGACAUGAUAGAGGAAUUCAGAGAUCUUGAUAAACUAGGACAGGGGUUUACAUCGGCCGAUCCUUUGGAGGAGAUUGACAUAGGAGAUGGUAAAACUCCAAGGCCGACUUUUGUAAACAAGACCCUGGAGACCGAUUCUAGAAAUGAGAUGAUCGGUCUAUUGAAGGAAUAUUCAGAUUGUUUUGCUUGGAAUUACACUGAAAUGCCUGGACUAAGCCGAGAAAUUGUCGAACAUCGGCUGCCUAUUAAGCCUGGUUUCAGACCUUUCAAGCAGAAAGCUAGAACAUUUCGUCCAGAUCUUCUCCCACGAAUCAAGGACGAAAUCCACCGGCUGCUAGAAGCUAAUUUUAUUAGACCUUGCAGAUACGCAGAGUGGGUCUCCAAUAUUGUGCCGGUGGAGAAGAAGGAGUCAGGUAAGCUUAGAGUAUGCAUUGAUUUUCGUAAUUUAAAUAAAGCAACUCCUAAAGAUGAAUAUCCCAUGCCCAUAGCCGACACAUUAAUCAAUAAUGCAUCAGGAAAUAGAAUUAUUAGCUUCCUUGAUGGUAAUGCCGGAUAUAAUCAGAUUUUCAUGGCCGAAGAAGAUGCGUCUAAAACGGCCUUUAUAUGUCCAGGCUUCAUUGGUUUAUUUGAAUGGGUUGUCAUGACAUUCGGUCUUAAAAAUGCUGGUGCUACUUAUCAGAGGGCUAUGAAUCUGAUCUUCCAUGAGUUGUUAGGAAACACUGUGGAAGUCUACAUUGAUGAUAUUGUAGUCAAAUCGGCUGAGUUUAGUUCUCAUAUAGCUGAUUUGCGCAAAGCCUUUGAUAAAAUGCGUCAGUAUGGUUUAAAAAUGAACCCACGUAAAUGUGCUUUUGGAGUGUCGGCUGGUAAGUUUUUAGGAUUUGUCAUCCAUGAACAUGGUAUAGAAAUAGACCCUGACCGAAUCAAGUCUAUUCGGAAUGUGGGGCCUCCGACGUGUAAGGUCGAAGUGCAGAGGUUUCUCGGCAAGGUGAAUUAUUUACGAAGGUUUAUUUCUAACUUAGCCGGGAAGAUUGAUGCCUUCACCCCUAUCCUUCGGCUUAAAAAUGAUGCUGAAUUCACUUGGGGGGCAGAGCAGCAGGAAGCAUUUGAUCUCAUUAAAAAAUACUUGUCUUCGGCUCCCGUGUUAAAAGCACCACAAGUAGGAGCACCAUUCAGAUUAUACAUUGCAGCUGAAGACAAGGUUAUUGGGGCUGUUCUGACACAACAAACUGAGGGGAAGGAGCAUGUGGUGACAUAUCUAAGCCGAAGGUUGGUGGAUGCUGAAACAAGGAUUGAAGCAAUCUCAUGCACCCGCUGUUGCUCACAAGGUUCUUCUAUCCAUAACAAAUUGGCAUCCACAAAAUUACUUGGAUGAUGUACUUCAUCCAUCAGAAGUACAAGAUCGAAUACUCGAACGCUUAGGAAAUGGUUACACAGCUUCUAAUAAGCUGCCUUCCACAGGUCCAGCAGCUUCUCCAGAAACAGCUGCUCAUCCAGCUAAACAUGGCAAGGAUCAUGGAGCUCCCGUUGCAGCACCUUCAAAUGUUAGUCAUCACCAUUCCAUGCCUGCAAAUAUUGUGCAUGGAAAAACUCAUGCAACUCCAGUUGUGGUACCAGAAAAGAGAAGGCAUCACCACUUGCCUGCAAAUAUUACGAAUGUGAAAGGACCUGCUGUUUCUCCCUCAAAAUCUCCCAUCAUCCACAGGAAAGAACAUGGCAUUCCAGUUGCUGCACCGCCAAAGGAACAUUCGAGCUAUUUACCACCUGCAAAUCAUAGACAUCACAAAGGUUCCCCUCGUCCUGCUCCACAUAAAAGUAACAGUACUUCUGCACCAAGCCAUGGAUAUCCUGGUAGUACUGCACCUGCACCUGUACGUUUGCCUCCGCCAAAAGGAAAGGGAGAAGGAAAUUUUGCUCAUGCUCCAAACCAUCCCAAUCAAUACCAUUCAACGUCAUAUUCUCCAGGAUCAGCUCUACCACCUGCGCAUCCACCUGACAUUCCUGCAUUUAGAAAGCCCAAGAUUUUGGCACCAGCGCCUAGUCAAUCGCUGCUACCUCCACCAACAAAUUCAUACUGCACGACGCCCUGCUCAGAUCCUCUGACCAAUAGUCCUCCAGGAAUGACAUGCCUCUGUGUGUUGCCAAUAAAAGUUGAGCUUCGCUUUGGUAUAGCAUUGUACACAUUCUUUACACUUGUCCCCGAACUUGCACAAGAUAUUGCAUCGGGAGUGUUCAUGAAUCAAAGUCAAGUUCGUGUUAUGGGGGCAAAUGCUGCACCUGAUGACCCUGAAAAGACAAUAGUCUUUAUUGAUCUUGUGCCACUGGGACCAAAAUUUGACAAUGCGACGGCAUUUUCAGUAUUUGAAAGGUUUUGUAAUAAGCAGGUCAUCAUAAAUCAUAAUCAUUUUGGAAAGUAUGACGUGUUGUAUGUUCUCUACCAAGGCCUUCCUCCGUCACCACCGGCAGCAAGCAUGAACAAUGGUCUUAGCAAUGUAAAUGGUCCAAGUUUGCAUCCGCUUGCUGCUGAUGUGGGAAAUUAUAGAGAAAGAAAAGGCAGGCACGUUAUUAUAAUAAUUAUUCUAUCAAGUGUGUGUGCUUUUAUUUUAUGUGCUGGAGCUGCACUAGUGCUUUAUUUCAAGCUUCGAAACCACAUCCAUUUAACUGAAGCGUCACUUGUGCCAACAAAACCUACAGGUCCUGUUUCUGCAAUGGUUGGGAACAGGCUAGAAAGCAGACCUAUUUCGGCAUCACCAUCCUUCAGCUCAAGUUUGGUGGCAUAUAAAGGAUCUGCCAAAACAUUUAACCUGGUUGAGAUGGAGAGAGCUACACUAGGAUUUGAUGAGUCCAGAAUUAUUGGUGAGGGUGGUUUUGGGCGUGUCUAUGAAGGUAUUCUUGAGGAUGGAGAACGGGUUGCUAUCAAGGUUUUAAAGCGGGACGAUCAACAAGGUACCCGGGAGUUUUUGGCUGAGGUCGAGAUGCUUAGCCGAUUGCAUCAUAGGAACUUGGUUAAGCUGAUAGGUAUAUGCACAGAGGGGCAUAGCCGAUGUUUGGUUUAUGAGCUUGUUCCGAAUGGCAGUGUGGAAUCUCACUUGCAUGGAUCAGAUAAGGGAGCUGCUCAGUUUGAUUGGAACGCUAGGCUCAAAAUUGCACUUGGUGCAGCACGCGCACUUGCAUAUUUGCAUGAGGAUUCAAGUCCACGUGUCAUACACCGUGAUUUCAAGUCCAGUAACAUCUUAUUGGAACAUGACUUCACCCCAAAGGUGUCAGACUUUGGCUUAGCAAGGACAGCUUUGGGUGAGGGAAACGAGCAUAUUUCAACUCGUGUCAUGGGAACUUUUGGGUAUCUUGCUCCUGAAUAUGCAAUGACUGGCCAUCUUCUAGUAAAGAGUGAUGUUUACAGCUACGGUGUUGUUCUUCUUGAGCUUCUUACAGGGAGGAAACCGGUAGAUAUGUUAAGACCUCCUGGACAGGAAAACUUAGUGGCAUGGGCUGGUUCUCUUCUGACAAGCAGGGAUGGUCUGGAAUCAAUCAUAGAUCAUUCACUUGGGCGCAGCAUUCCAUUUGACAGCAUCGCAAAAGUAGCAGCCAUUGCUUCUAUGUGUGUUCAGCCUGAGGUGGACCAGCGCCCAUUCAUGGGUGAAGUAGUUCAAGCUCUAAAGCUGGUAUGCAAUGAAGGCGGCGAGUUCAAUGAGUCAACCUUUAGCCAAGAUUUGCAUAUCCAAGAUGUCGAGGUUAUGAGUAGAGCAAGUACGGAUGUAGACGUUGACCCAACGCUAUCUGCUGAGCUGUUCACUUCAUCAGCGCGUUAUGAUGCUAUAGAUGCCCCUGGUUCUUUCCGAAGAUACUCAAGUUCAGGUCCUCUAAGAGUAGGGAGAACUGGACUGAACAAAGAGAGGGGCCUGUCAACAGGCAGCUCAAGUGAACACGUUGGGCUACAGAGGUUUAGGAUUGAUGGAGAAUAGUCAGCCUGCAAGCAGCUCAUGAUGAUGUGCGCAUGGAAGAAAUACACAUUGGAUUAUUUUCUUCCAAGCCAGAUUUCAUACUCAUCGUGAAUAGUAUGUGGAAAAUUGAGAAAGGCGUAAAAAUCAGUGUGCCACUGUUCGGUGCUCCCGUCGCCUUCUUUGGAAAGCUCAAACAAGACUUCACACGAAUUUUUGUACAGUUCUAGAGAUGAUAGAUGCUUUUAGGAAAGAAGGGGUGUACACGAGUUUUUCAGCUGUAAUUCCCCACGAACCGUAUUACGUUUCGCCGUAGCAUCAGUGCAAAUCAAUUAAAGGGCGUGCACGCAGUCACCAUUUUGAGUUCAAUGAAAAAAAAUUCAUCCUGAUUGACCGCAA
Molecule: messenger RNA, 5671 nt
Organism: Zea mays
Lineage: Eukaryota; Viridiplantae; Streptophyta; Magnoliopsida; Poales; Poaceae
Exons: 12
Coding region: 2612-5296 (894 amino acids)
Biological process (GO): protein phosphorylation
Molecular function (GO): protein kinase activity; ATP binding
Source: RefSeq, a predicted model, not a curated record